CCCCGCGGCAUUGUGGGAGUCGUGGUUUGUGUGCCGGCCGGAAGCAGGAUCCUUCGCGGCCUGGAGUUAUGGGACCGAGGCCCCAAGAGGGAAGUCACUUACCAGAGUGUGUAGGUUCCUCAUCCAGAGCUCAAGUCUUCUGACUCUUGGGGGCGGUGAGACCUGACUCUCCAGCUCUCUCUCCUCCUAUGAUUGUCUGAGUGGCCUGUGCUGAUCAGGAGUGAAUUCCCCGUUGGUCCAACAUGAACUGGAAGGUUCUUGAGCACAUACCUGUGCUGCUGUAUAUCUUGGCAGCCAAAACAUUAAUUCUCUGCCUGGCAUUUGCCGGAGUCAAAAUAUACCAAAGGAAGAGAUUGGAAGCAAAGCAGCAAAAACUGGAGGCUGAAAAGAAGAAGCAGUCAGAGAAGAAAGAUGACUAAAGCUUCCGGAAUCACAGGUUUUGUAAUUUAAAUGUCAACUUGAGUGGACUCCAGCUGAGAAGAAAGACUUAAUUCUUGAAUGACGUGUCAGAAGAUAAAUUCCCAAGCUAUAGCCUAACUUAAAGUGAUGUGAAUUUUUAUACGCUUUUAAAAGAACCAGUAUUUUGUUUACUAAAAAAAACAUACUUUGUUAAAAGGGUGUCUCUGGUGUUUGGAAUAAGCCAAAGUGUGUGUGUGUUUCUCUCUUACACACACAAACCCCAGCAUUUACGUUUCCAGCAUUUCUGAGCUGUGGGUGCCAGAUCAUAGGUGCCCCUCCACAGAGGACUGGGCCGUAGCAGUGGCAUCGGCCAGCUCACGCUCACCCACCCCUCCAUCCCUCUGAUCUGCUGCCCUGGUGUGUACCCCGCCUUCCUCCUCUUUCCCUCUUCCAAGCCCUUCCUCACGUGUUUUUACCAUCGCAGCAGAGGGAGGUUGUUCACUCAUCCAGGAGCAUCGGGCCUCCGCAGACGUGUGGGGGUCCUUGCAGGGAGGAGUACUGGGGAGACCUGUCUGCCAUGAUGGGCACCAAGUCUAGGAGAAACUCACUCUGUUGAGUCUUGUUGUGAAGAAGGAAGAGCAGCCCGCUGUGCUUUGUUCUCUGCCCACCAGUUUGCUGCUAAGAGAGGAAGUAUGGGACAUGCCGAGACUUUCAGAGUUGGGAGAAGUGGGGUUGAUAGGUAUUUUGACUUGGCACAUAACAGAUUGAGGUCUCUAUUAAGAGGUUCAUGUUUUUAUACUUCUCUCAAGAUACCAGAGAGGAUGGGGAAUAAGGAAGCAAUAACCAAAGCCAUAAACACGGUGGAAUGUUUGGUCUCAUUGCCAGUGGCGGCCAGGUGGAAAAUUUGCAUAUUAGUAAAUGCCCCCCGCCCCCAAUUGGUGGAACUUGGAAUUUUAAACAUGAGGAAUAAAGGGAAUUAUAUCCUU
Molecule: messenger RNA, 1385 nt
Organism: Camelus dromedarius (Arabian camel)
Lineage: Eukaryota; Metazoa; Chordata; Mammalia; Artiodactyla; Camelidae
Gene: SMIM11
Product: small integral membrane protein 11
Exons: 5
Coding region: 243-419 (58 amino acids)
Source: RefSeq, a predicted model, not a curated record